Molecule: messenger RNA, 3705 nt
Organism: Eimeria tenella
Lineage: Eukaryota; Apicomplexa; Conoidasida; Eucoccidiorida; Eimeriidae
Exons: 15
Coding region: 1-3705 (1234 amino acids)
Source: RefSeq, a predicted model, not a curated record
AUGACUUGUGAGUGGGGGGAGCAGCAAAAGAGACUUUUGAUUGAAGAAAGCAAUGCGUGGUUUGACAGACACGGGAUGGUGCUGCAGCAGCAGCGGCUGCCGCUGCAGCUGCCACCCAGCUGCAGCAGCUGGGCCGAAGUAGCAGCACAGCUGCAGCAGCACCCUUUCCACCUCAAGCUUAUAAACCACCAGCGGCUGCUGGCCAAGAGAGUCAAGGCCAACUGGAGCUUCUCCGCUUCUGCAACAAACUCCCCCAGCAACCCCCGCAACAGCCACCUGCCCUUCCGGCUGCAGCCGCUGCCGCGUGCUGCUGCUGCUGCGCUGCUGCAGCUGGGCAAAGAAACCCUCAGCAGCGAUUUUGAUGGUUUGCUGCUGACGGUGCAGAGCAAGCGUUUGGCCCCCAAACCCUCGACUGAGAGGCAAAGAGUGCUGAACAUCACGGGAAUCAAAAAAGUGUUUGCGGGAUGCCUCAUUGAGUCUUUGGCCUCCAACGAAAGGCAGCUAAAAGCCCUCUGGGUAAACCCUCGCCUCUCCGCCCGCAGCACGCGGCUGCUGCUACAGGUGCUGCUGCCCCGUGCAGUGGUGGAGGCGUUUGCGUUGGAGGCCUUUACUUACCUUCCUGCUGCUGCUGCUGCUGCUGCUCCGCAGCAGCAGCAGCAGCAGCAGCAGGCCAGGGUGCAGAGCUUCAAGUCCGUCUUCGUCGACAGAAGGGACCUCGACUUGUGGCCCAGACAGUGCUGGAUGCUGCUGCCGGCAGUCAAAAACUUUGGAUGGCCUCUGCAUUACGACAUUAAAGGCAAAGCAGCAGCAGUUCACCUCGACGCAGGCGUCAGCGGCAGCCUCAGCUGCAGCUGCCACCUCUCAAGGCGCUGCUUGCGAGCGAGUGAGCAGGCAACAAUUGACAGGUUUUUGAUGGUGACGGAGCCGCUGCUGCAUUUGCUGCUGCCGCCUCGCGCUGAGCGUCAGCAGCUAAAGAUAGACACUCACCCGCUAUUUUGCAGGCAGGAGGGGGCCCCCGGGGGGCCCCCCAGUUCUGCUGCAGCAGCAGAAGCAGCAGCAAAGCGGAGGCAGGGAAAGAGAGGCAGGCCGGGGACGCAAAGCCCAGCAGCAGCAGCAGCAGCAGCAGAGGAGCGCCGGGGCUGGCGCGAAUUCAUCAGCAGCGGGAAAGACGAAGAACUCGCCAAAGAGGCGUCGUGCUUACUGCUGGGGUGUACGUACACCCCGCCGUCGUCGCUGUUCAGCAAAGAAGACGAGUGGUGUGGACUGACAGCAGAAGAUGUUGUGAAUUUAGUUUCCGAUUGUGAAGAAGAAGCAUCUGAAGAGGGCCUUUCGGGUGUACAGACACCAGCUGUACAGACACCCAAAGACCCCCCGCCACCCAGGCGGAAACCGGCCCAAAGCGCGCCGCGAACUGCAGCAAAAACGACAGCUCCAGCAGCAGCAGCAGCAGCAGCACCAGCAGCAGCAAACUCUCAAGCGCCCAGGCCGGCGCUGCAGCCAACGCGCAGCUCGGCCCGCCUCAGGGCCUCCCCGGCAGCCACAGCUAGCCCAGAAGGGACCCUCUGGGGGGCCCCCCGGGGGCCCCUUCUUAGGGCCUCUCAGGGGGCCCCCAAGAGCCCCCGGGAAGAACCCCAGGGGCCCCCGCCAGCCCCGCGGCGAAGCCUGUCUGACAAUAUCAGAGGGGGCCCCCAGGCCGACCUCUUGGGGGGCCCCCAGGGGGGCCCCCAGGGGGGCCCCCAAUGGGGCCCCCCAGAGGGCUUACAGGGGGGCCCCCCGGAAGCCCUUGGGGCUGGGGUUUCGUUUAUGGGCUUAGGGCUUGGGGCUCAGGGCCGGAAGGCCAGGUCUUCUUUCUGGGGCCUCACGGGCGCUGCCGACGGCUGGAACGCUCUUCUGGCCGUCCAGCAGGUGCUGCCCAGUCUCGUGCUUUUGCCUGAAGAUGUAAAAGUGAAACAAAAUGCAGAAAGUUUUUUCUUUGAAGAUUCAGAAGUGACGGGAAAACUCGAAGAAGGAACUGCAGUCAUUAAAGUGGCAGACAAUGCGGGGCCUCAGCGCCUCCAGCUGUUCACUGUCACUUAUGCAGGCGGAGCCAAACUCACCCCAGUGGUGGCGGCCUCGGGGUUUCCCGUCUUCUGCGACUACCGGCCAAACCGCCAGUGCUUCACAAAAAGUGGCGAAUCUUCUGUUGAAUUUUUGUCUCAAAAUGCAAUUUUAAAAACAGAAACAGGAAGCGAGUUGGUCUAUUUGAAGUACCCCGGCGGGGGCAGUGUCCUUGCCCGACCGGCGCAGGUGAACCCCGCAGCAACUUCUGCUGUUCUGGGACAAUUCAACGGAGAGUUGGAAAUGAAGACGCUGAAUUGCUCUCCUUUUGGCCCUGUGUCGUUUCCCCGCCAGCUGGACUCUUCUUCGUAUUCUCUGGUGGAGCAGAGCGAGGGGGACCUCCAGUUUUGCGAAGUGACCCCCCCUUUAGUGACUGGAAAACAAAUAGUGGCAGUUUCAAACAACAGAAGGGCCCCCCCCAUUUACUGCGACAGCAACUCCAACACUCUUCUUUUCUUUGAGCCCCACGCGCCCCACACAAACCACAAGUUCCCUUAUUCCCAGCAAAUGGAGCUGAAGCUAACUGGGCAGCCAGCGACUUGCGAAGUUUUGAAAGAAAGUCAAGAACUUCUUUUAUCUGUAAAGCGCUUCGAGGCGGGGCUUGGGAAGGCGAGGGAAGAGCAGCUUUUUGUGUUGACUUCUUUCGAGGGAAAACCAACUUUGUUGCCAAGUCAGCAAACCCCCUGGCUGCAUGCAGUCCCCUCUUUCUUUGGCAUUUGCUGCCUCUCUGAGGGGCCCCCCUGUCUGCUGCGCCUUUCUUUCUUUGCAGCCAGAGUGCAGCUCUUCUCCGAAACAGAACUGGGGGCCCCCUGCCCCUCCCAGGGCUACCACACUCUCUACCAGCCCAACUACUUGCUGCACUCUGCAGUGCCCCACGGGGCCCCCCUGGCCUGCCGCCGCCUCAGCCUGUCUCCCCUCAAAUCAGCAGAAAGAGAUGCCCUCGUGCUGCAGCUCCCUGGCAGCAGCUUCUGGAUGGAGCUUCCUGCGGGUUCUUUGCUUUCGCAGUCCGAGGGGGGCCCCGGGGGCCCUGCUGCCAGGCUUUGGGUUUACCAGCCGGUCUUUUCCACUGGAGAGGCUCUUAGCGUCACAGAACUUCGUGUUAUGGCGGAUGACUCCGAUCUUGGCCACGCUGUGAUCUCCACCUACGAAAACUCCAAUGGGGAAAGCUCGGGGCUCUUGUACCAGCAAGCUGAUGGCCAGAGGGUGGCUGUGGGCUAUCAGAAAGAAGGCAUUUUUGUGGGGGUCUCGGCGGCAACAUUUUUUACCCUCGAUGCACUGGACUCAAAAGCCAUACUGGAGUACAAAGUGGUGCAAAUGCAGGGAGGGGCUUCUCUAGUGCUGAGCGACAUCGCGCACUACAACUCUGCUCACCACAGGACUCCAUCUGUCGCAAAGAUCAACGGUGCUGCUAAGGAAGUCGCUACAACUAUGCUCCGCUACAAGCCGCAAGGUCUGACGACAACCUUCCUCCCCAUAGCACUGGCUUUGCUACAUGUAAAGCCAAGGCUUGCAGAAGCACCAGUUGCUGCAGCAACGACAGCUGCAGCAGCAGCAGCAGCGACAGCUAGAGCUGCCGCUAAGAUUAAAAGCCUAAACGGCAAAUACUGA